UGUAUCGGUUAACAAAUGACCUACAAUUAUUUAACGACAAGCUGUUCAUAAUAUUGUUCUUUUGGGAUUGCAGUUUUAGUACCAAACUGUGUGUAUUUCUCGUUUAUUGUGUUGAGAGUGUGGUAGGGGAAUAGGGAAAGUUGAUUAGUGAAAUCUUCGCGACGAGCGUAGUCUUCCGAUUACAAUUUGAUAGAUUAGUGUAGAUGUGAUAAAGUCAUCAUGUCCUUUUGGUUUUAUGACUUGGAACCCUUAGAUAAUAAUCAACUAAUCAACUAAUAAAAGAAAACCAAAGUCCAAUCAAAUGUUACUAUAAUCGUAGUAAAUCAGGGAAGAAGCGCUUUGCGUAACUUGGUGGAACUUGUAUAUUGCGCACAUGCGCAGAACACUAAACUAUGGCAGCAAACACGGCUAACAGUUUCUUUCCCAGCGUUACGCUCAGUGGUACUCGCACACUCAUACACUCGCACAACUUUCGAGCUCCAAACGGGGCUUCUCUUUGUGGGAGAACAAGUACACAGAUGCAGAUACGGAUAGAGAUACUCACUGUGUUGGUGGUGGUACUGCUCCACCAGUGGAGAGAGCUGCCCACUGAUCGUGUGCUUGUGCUGGUGUGUUGGUGUAUUAAGGCCGACGCCGCUGCCGCUGUCGACGUCGCUGCUCGAAGCGAUUCCGUGCUUUUGGAAUACUCCGCGCUCUCGCUCUCCGGCACUCCAGUUCCAGUUGCUGAGUGGCCAAGUGGCUCUUUGGCUGCUGAGCCCUGUUUAGCUUUGUUUUUCGGUGUCUUCUGCGUUUUGCUGUGUUUUUUGUUGUGUAAGAACAAUAAACACGCCAAGCGCCACUUGAAAAAGAAAUAAGAAAAAAGUUAAAGUAGCGAUCUCUCCGAGCAACAAGUACUUG
Molecule: messenger RNA, 897 nt
Organism: Drosophila mauritiana
Lineage: Eukaryota; Metazoa; Arthropoda; Insecta; Diptera; Drosophilidae
Exons: 2
Coding region: 393-854 (153 amino acids)
Source: RefSeq, a predicted model, not a curated record